AUGAACAAAGUUGAAGAUUCUACAACAAAAUUAUUGCAAACAGAGGUGUUGUAAAUAGAGUAAGGGAAGGAAAGCAUUAUGAUAGUUGAAGAGAAGGAUAGCAAUUCAUGGAAAGAAAGAAUGAAAAAUUUGUUUAUUGUACCCAUAUAGAAAUGUAGUCGUGUAAUAUGUUUAGAUGGACAAUGUACACCAAUCAAUUAAUAAAGCAAUGUUAUCAAGAAUUCUAAAUAUAAUGUCUUCACAUUUCUACCUAAAGUGCUUUAUUAAUAGUUUCACUAAUUCAUCAACAUCUUUUAUUUAGGAUUGACAAUCUCGCAAUUUAUUUAACCCUUCAAAGUUGGAUUUCUGAUAGGAUAUUUGGGGCCUCUAGCUCUGGUGGUCACUCUGAGUGUCCUGAAAGAAUUGUACGAUGACAUAAAAAGACAUAAGAGGGACAGACAAAUUAAUAGUACAAUAUAUAAGCGGUAUAUAAAUGGCCAAUGGUAACACAUCUCAAGUGGUCAAUUGGAAGUCGGAAUGAUCAUAGAAAUAAACAGCAAUUAACGUAUACCAGCAGAUAUUCUGGUAUUGGAAGCGAGUGAUGAUCAAGUAUUUAUUCGUACAGAUUAAUUGGAUGGGGAGACAGAUUGGAAAUUAAGGAAACCUGUUUAAUAUAUUUAAAAGAAAGGAAUAUAGAAUUUGUAGUUGUCAACUUGUUAAGUAAAAUGUGAUCGUCCAUAAGAAAACAUCUACGAUUUUUAUGCUGUAUUUGAGUGUGAAUAAUCAAAAGAGCCAUUAUCAUUAGAAAAUGUUAUGUGGGCUAGUACAGUUCUUGCAAAUGGUAAGGUAACUGGAGUAGUUAUUUAUAAUGGAUUUGAAACUAGAAUGGCUAUGAACAGCAGACAACCUCAAACUAAGUUUGGCAAAAUCGACACUGAAAUCAAUUAUAUGUCAAUUAUGCUUUUUGUGGCAAUGGGAUUCUUGUCAAUUAUCAUCACAAUUCUCUCAUAACCUCCAUUGAAUGCCUUAGCAAUAUGUGUCUCUCUAGUUCGAUAUCUAAUUUUACUCUCCAAUAUCAUUCCCAUCUCCAUGAGAGUCAAUGUUGAAUUUGCUAAACUCAUAUAUUGCUAUAAGAUAUCCAUAGAUAAAGGGAUAGAGGGCACAAUUCCUAGAAAUUCUAACAUUCCAGAGUCUUUAGGUAGAAUUGAAUAUUUGCUUACGGAUAAAACAGGAACCUUAACAUAGAAUGAUAUGAUUUUUAAGAAGUUGUCCUUAAAAUAAAAUGUGUAUACUUAUGAAAAUUACGAUGACAUGAAGAGGAGUCUGUAGACUGGAUUAGAAAUAGGGAAUGCAGAGGAAGAUGCCAUCUUAAGAGACUUAUUGUUGGCUAUAGCAUUAUGUCACAAUGUUACUCCAAUAGAGGAGAAUGGGGAAAGACAAUACUAAGCUUCAUCUCCAGACGAAGUUGCUUUGGUUAAGAUAGCAGAAUCCCUUGGAAUUACUUUAAUGAACAGGGAUUAGAAUUCUAUGACCAUCGAAUACAAUGGAAAAACAAAAAAAUAUGAAAUUCUCUAUAACUUUCCCUUCUCCAGCGAGAGUAAAAGAAUGGGGAUUCUACUCAAAUUAGAUAACCUAUACAUCUUUUAUUUAAAAGGAGCUGAUGCAAUAAUGAAGCAGUUCUUACCAGAAACACAACGAGGAUUUGUUGAUGAAGAAUGCGAAAAUCUAGCCAGAGAGGGAUUAAGAACAUUGGUCUUGACCUAAAAGAUAAUUACUCGUGAAUUUUUUGAAGAUUGGAAAGUCAAGUAUGAAUAAGCCUAAUGUAUUGAAAAUGUUACAUAGAGACAAAAUAAAUUAUCUAGAGUUAGAAAAGAAUUAGAAAAUCAUAUGUAGUUUUUAGGGAUCACAGGAGUUGAAGAUAAAUUAUAAGAAGAUGUUUGUUCAACCCUGGAAAACAUCAGAAAUGCUGGCAUCAACGUUUGGAUGUUGACUGGAGAUAAAAUUGAAACUGCCAUUUGUAUAGCUAUCUCGAGUGGAAUUAAAUCCGCAACCUAAGAGAUAUUCUUACUUAAAGAAAUUACCGAUGAAGAAACUCUGCAAUAGAGACUCUAAUAAUUUGAGACUAAAACCAAUUAACUGUUGGUUAUUGAUGGUACAAGUCUCUCCACAGCAUUUAAAAAAGAAGAGUUCUUCUUUAGAAUUGCAACUUAAGCUCAAUCUGUUGUGUGUUGUAGAUGUUCUCCUACUCAGAAAGCGUUAGUGACCGAAUGUAUCAAAAAAUACACUCAAAAAAUUACUGCCUGCAUUGGGGAUGGGGGUAAUGAUGUAGGUAUGAUUUAAUCAGCUGAUGUCGGAAUUGGAAUUGAAGGAAAGGAAGGUAAAUAAGCAGCCUUAGCAAGCGAUUUCUCUAUUCUUAAAUUUAAAUAUCUAAACUCUCUGUUGCUUUGGCAUGGCAGAUUAUCAUAUAAGAGAUCCGCCUUGUUGUCUUAAUUUGUAACUCAUAGAGGAUUAAUUAUUUCCAUGAUCUAAACAGUUUUCAUGUGCAUCUACUUUUAUUUAAGUAUUAGCAUUUUCAGUAGCACAUUAAUUUUGGGAUAUGCCACAAUCUAUACAAUGUUUCCAGUGUUUAGCAUCAUAUUUGAUGAGGAUGUUGUAGAAAAAGUAGCGCUUGAGUUUCCUCCUCUUUAUAAAUCAUUAUAAAAGAGUAGAGAUCUCAAUCCGAAGACAUUUAUGAUUUGGUGUUGGAAGGCCACAUAUUAAGGAACCUUAAUAAUGAUUUUGGCUUAAUUUCUGUAUAAGAAUGUUUUCUUGUAUAUAGAGACAGCAGCUUUCACAUCUUUAAUUAUUACUGAAUAUUGCAUGAUUUUUAGUGAACUUAAUUCCUUGCACAUUGUAAUGUUCAUUUCAACUAUUGGAUCCACAGUAUUUUACGUAUUGACAAUGGUACUCAUCCCAGAAACUUUAGUAGUUGGAGAAGUUCUAAAUGGAACAUUUUGGAUAAAUACUAUGAUCAUAGUAUUAUUUAGUUGGUGUCCAAUAUUUCUAUUUCAAUGGAUUGUCAGAAUAAAAUAGCCAACUGAUUAUGAGAAAAUCAUGAAAUAAGUGAAGGGUAAGAAAAAAAUAAAAACAAAUUUAUUCACUUGA
This is a messenger RNA of Paramecium tetraurelia, 3123 nucleotides long. RefSeq lists its product as uncharacterized. The transcript is spliced from 4 exons. Gene Ontology annotation, biological process: endocytosis; phospholipid translocation; retrograde vesicle-mediated transport, Golgi to endoplasmic reticulum. Gene Ontology annotation, molecular function: magnesium ion binding; ATP hydrolysis activity; ATP binding. The record is from RefSeq and is a predicted model, not a curated record. Gene Ontology annotation, cellular component: plasma membrane; endosome; trans-Golgi network. Lineage: Eukaryota; Ciliophora; Oligohymenophorea; Peniculida; Parameciidae.